Enhydra lutris kenyoni (northern sea otter) is the source of this 1480-nucleotide messenger RNA. RefSeq names its product ARP1 actin related protein 1 homolog B (gene ACTR1B). The coding region runs from base 104 to 1234 and encodes 376 amino acids. The transcript is spliced from 11 exons. The record is from RefSeq and is a predicted model, not a curated record. NCBI's taxonomy places the organism in Eukaryota, Metazoa, Chordata, Mammalia, Carnivora, Mustelidae.
GGGCGGGGCGCGCCGCGGUGUAUAGAGCCGCCACGGUCCAGGUCCGUACGCCCGCGGGUUCUUCCUGCAGCCCCCCGCUGGGCAGGGCCGGCCGGGCCCGGCCAUGGAGUCCUACGACAUUAUCGCCAACCAGCCCGUCGUCAUCGACAACGGUUCGGGGGUGAUCAAGGCUGGCUUUGCAGGAGACCAGAUUCCCAAAUACUGUUUCCCAAACUAUGUCGGGCGUCCUAAGCACAUGCGAGUGAUGGCUGGAGCCCUGGAGGGGGACCUCUUCAUUGGACCAAAAGCAGAGGAGCACCGAGGGCUGCUGGCCAUCCGCUACCCCAUGGAGCACGGCGUGGUGCGGGACUGGAAUGACAUGGAGCGCAUCUGGCAGUACGUCUACUCCAAAGAUCAGCUGCAGACUUUCUCUGAGGAGCAUCCUGUGCUCCUAACGGAGGCUCCACUCAACCCAAGUAAGAACCGGGAGAAGGCAGCAGAGGUGUUCUUCGAAACCUUCAACGUGCCAGCCCUGUUUAUCUCCAUGCAGGCCGUGCUCAGCCUGUAUGCAACAGGACGCACGACGGGAGUGGUUUUAGAUUCAGGAGAUGGGGUCACUCAUGCUGUCCCCAUCUACGAGGGCUUUGCCAUGCCUCAUUCCAUCAUGCGGGUAGACAUUGCCGGCCGUGACGUCUCCCGCUAUCUCCGGCUCCUGCUGCGCAAGGAAGGAGUUGACUUUCACACCUCAGCCGAGUUCGAGGUUGUCCGGACCAUCAAAGAGCGAGCCUGCUACCUAUCCAUCAACCCGCAGAAGGACGAGGCUCUAGAGACAGAGAAGGUGCAGUACACCUUGCCAGACGGCAGCAUGCUCGACGUGGGGCCAGCGCGCUUCCGGGCCCCCGAGCUGCUGUUCCAGCCAGACCUGGUAGGUGAUGAGAGUGAGGGGCUCCACGAGGUGCUGGCCUUCGCCAUCCACAAGUCCGACAUGGACCUUCGCCGGACGCUGUUCGCCAACAUCGUGCUGUCAGGUGGCUCCACACUUUUCAAAGGCUUUGGUGACCGAUUGCUAAGUGAAGUGAAGAAGCUUGCCCCAAAGGAUGUCAAAAUCAAGAUCUCGGCCCCACAGGAACGGCUGUACUCCACGUGGAUCGGUGGCUCCAUCUUGGCCUCGCUUGAUACUUUUAAGAAGAUGUGGGUAUCCAAAAAGGAGUAUGAAGAGGAUGGCUCCCGUGCUAUUCAUCGUAAAACCUUCUAGUGCCCAAAGAGGUGUAGCGUGUUAGGAGAGUGGGAGGAAAGAGGAGUCAGAGCCUUUAACCCUUGCUGGUCUGGGCUCAUAUCUCAGGCCUAGGGUCCCCUGCAUGCCCUGACCCCUGGGCAGGUGGGGUAGCCAUGCUUCCCUGCGGCCCUCCCCUGCAGACGUGCAUGCGUGUGCACGCACGCGGGCGCAUGCGCGCGCGAGCUCACACACACACACACACACACACACACACACACACACACA